CCGAGCAGGCUCCGGCAGGCAGGAGGAGGGAGUAGGCGAGCGGGAGGCGGCGCGUCCGGCCUCCUGCCCCUUGCCCUACUGAGCAGUCACCUCCCAGAGCAGAGUGAAACCAGCCGUGCAGACCUGGGCCAUGCUGAAGGCAGGACUACUGCUAGGCGUCUCUGGUCGAGUUUGGAAAUCUGUGAGGAUGGUCAGCUCGGGGGUGACCCGCCGGAACCCGCUUGAGAAUAAGGUGGCCCUCGUAACGGCUUCCACCGAAGGGAUUGGCCUAGCCAUUGCCCGGCGCCUGGCCCAGGAUGGGGCCCAUGUGGUUAUCAGCAGCCGGAAGCAGCAGAACGUGGACAAGGCUGUGAACAUGCUGCAGGGGGAGGGGCUGAGCGUGACUGGCACCGUGUGCCAUGUGGGGAAGGCCGAGGACCGGGAGCGGUUGGUGGCUAUGGCUGUGAAACUUCAUGGGGGUAUUGAUAUUCUGGUCUCCAAUGCUGCUGUCAACCCUUUCUUUGGAAGCCUGAUGGAUGCCACUGAGGAAGUGUGGGACAAGGUUCUGGAUGUUAAUGUGAAGGCUACAGCCCUGAUGACAAAGGCAGUGGUGCCAGAGAUGGAGAAGCGAGGAAGUGGCUCAGUGGUGAUUGUGGCUUCCAUAGGAGCUUUCACUCCGUUUCCUGGCCUGGGUCCUUAUAAUGUUAGUAAAACAGCCUUGUUGGGCCUUACCAAGAACCUGGCCUUAGAGCUGGCCCCAAAGAAUAUUAGAGUGAAUUGCCUGGCACCUGGACUCAUCAGGACCAAUUUCAGCAGUGUGUUGUGGAAAGACAAGGAAAGAGAGGACAGAAUGAAAGAAUUCAUGCAUAUCAGAAGAUUAGGCAAGCCUGAGGACUGUGCAGGCAUCGUGUCUUUCUUGUGUUCGGAGGACGCUAGUUAUAUCUCUGGGGAGACAGUGGUAGUUGGAGGAGGAACCCCAUCCCGCCUCUGAGGAACAGAAGGCAGCCCACUAGGCAGAGGUCCAGCCUUGCCUGCUGUCAAGAUGUGGUCUGAUGAGGAUUCCCACUGUUGCUGUGGUGUGGAUAAGGCUUGCCGGGAAAACACUGUGAACCUGAGAAGGCUGUGUCUACCUUGACAAAGACCAACAAGUAUUCCCCACCACCACUCCCCACCCUAUCCCGGGAAUUUGAAGGUGGGGGGGGGAAGGAACCUGGAGUGGAAGGAGCAGGGCUGGAAAUUAACAACUUGCAAAUGAGGUGCAAAUAAAAUGCAUAUGAUCGCGUUGCUCUGAA
Molecule: messenger RNA, 1271 nt
Organism: Ictidomys tridecemlineatus (thirteen-lined ground squirrel)
Lineage: Eukaryota; Metazoa; Chordata; Mammalia; Rodentia; Sciuridae
Gene: Dhrs4
Product: dehydrogenase/reductase 4
Biological process (GO): retinal metabolic process
Cellular component (GO): peroxisome
Molecular function (GO): carbonyl reductase (NADPH) activity
Source: RefSeq, a predicted model, not a curated record